This is a messenger RNA of Sesamum indicum (sesame), 5230 nucleotides long. RefSeq names its product protein serine/threonine kinase. The record is from RefSeq and is a predicted model, not a curated record. Gene Ontology annotation, molecular function: protein kinase activity; protein binding; ATP binding. Gene Ontology annotation, biological process: protein phosphorylation. NCBI's taxonomy places the organism in Eukaryota, Viridiplantae, Streptophyta, Magnoliopsida, Lamiales, Pedaliaceae.
UUUUCGCUUUCGGGCAGCUGACCGUACCAUCUCCAGUUGCCGACCUGAACUUCAAGUCCAAUUGCCGACCUUCACUUCAAUGAUUUUUCUGUCUCAAACUCUAAUGAGUUGUCCAAUUUGAUUUUGAAGAAGGUAAGAUCUGGAAAAUGGGUGGCGCGCUGGAAAUGUGCUUUGAGUGCCUUCAGCGACGGAUUGAGGCUGAUUUCUCCGGCAGACUCACCUUCAUCCAUGGCCUCUCGGAUUCCCCACUUCCCUUCGGUUCAAGCGCGCUCGUCGAGCAGUCGGUGUCUGGUGGUGUGGCACCACUGAAGUUCGUGUUGAAUUAUGUGCCUUAUCGUAAAGAGGACUGCUUAUCCAGAUACGUUGAUGAGUAUUGUGCGGUUGAAGGCGGCGAUUAUAAUGUCAUGGAGAACAUGAAGUUGUCUGAUACGGAUCAAGACCAGGAAGAGGUCAGUAUCAGAAUUUUCAGUGAUAAAAAUUCUGCUUUAGAUACUGCAUCAACUGAAUGUCGGCAUUUCUCGGAUGGUGGCAGAAACUUGUACGCAAUAGGUUGUGAAACAUGUAGGGUUUCCAGUAGGUUUUGUUGCUCGAGGACAAUAACUUCAUUGGCACCAAUUGCUCAGAUUGGCUGUAUGUCCUAUGAAUUAUUCGAAGACAUUGCUUCAGGUUUCUCAUCUGGUUCAGUUGAAGAUCACAUUUUGCAUUCAUUAAGUCUUCUUAUAGAAGGAAAAUCUGCAGGACGAGACAGUAUAAACUUUCUUAGUUUGGUAGGACUGCCGUCAUUUAACGAGAAUGGUUUUCCGGGUUGCAUAAGGCAUCCAAACAUUGGUCCCAUUUUGGGGAUGCUGAAGUCAUCUAGCCAAAUUAGUGUAGUGCUUCCAAAGACGCCAUAUACCCUUGAAAAUAUUCUGCAUUACAGCCCUGGUGCCAUAAAGUCUGAUUGGCAUGUCCGGCUUUUAAUCUACCAGCUACUCUCAGCUUUGUCUUACCUGCAUGGUCUGGGUAUUGCCCAUGGGAAUUUACGGCCGUCCAACAUUAUGUUGACUGGUACAUCUUGGUGUUGGUUACAAAUUAAUGAGAAACAGCUGCUGAACUCCAAGGUUAAUCCAAGUUACAAGUUCUGCAACCCUCCUGAUGGUGGGUCUUGUUUCCAAGGCUGUUUAUCUCGUGCCCUUUAUGCUGAUUUAAAUCUCUCUCAAUCUGGGAGUUGGCAAUCUAGUUUCUAUAGUUGGUGGAAAGGAGAGCUGAGUAAUUUUGAGUAUCUCCUCAUUUUAAACAGAUUAGCAGGAAGAAGGUGGGGCGACCAUGCAUUUUAUACAGUCAUGCCUUGGGUCAUAGAUUUUAGUGUAAAACCUGAUGAAAAUAGCAAUGCUGGGUGGAGAGAUCUGAGCAAGAGCAAGUGGCGCUUGGCAAAAGGUGAUGAACAGUUGGAUUUCACUUACUCAACAUCGGAAAUUCCUCACCACGUCUCUGAUGAAUGCCUAUCUGAACUGGCUGUCUGCAGUUAUAAAGCUAGGAGGUUGCCUUUGAGUGUUUUACGGACAGCCGUUCGUUCAGUUUAUGAACCUAACGAGUAUCCCUCUAACAUGCAAAGGUUAUACCAAUGGACCCCUGAUGAGUGUAUCCCUGAAUUCUAUUGUGAUCCACGGAUAUUUUAUUCUCUACAUUCUAGCAUGCCUGAUUUGGCUGUGCCUUCAUGGGCAGGAACUCCGCAGGAGUUCAUUAAAUUGCAUAGAGAUGCUUUAGAAAGCAACCGAGUUUCAUGUCAAAUACAUCACUGGAUUGACGUCACCUUUGGCUACAAAAUGUCUGGUGAGGCUGCUAUUGCUGCAAAGAAUGUAAUGUUGCCAGCAUCAACGUCCACAAUGCCAAGGUCAACGGGCCGCCGCCAGCUUUUUGCUCGACCUCACCCUCCACGUCAAAUUGUUAAAAAAGCAACUUGUGAGAAGAGCAAUGGUAGGACUAAAGUGAAUUGUGAUGAGGGAAAGCUUGCUCUGUUUAUUGAAACUAAUCUUUUAAGUAAUCUGGAAGAAGCAACUUUUUUCUGUGAGAAUUCAUGGGAUUUAGCUCCUACUUACAAUGUUUACUCCAGUGACUGUUUGAAGGAUGAACCCUGUGAAACCGAGCUUUUGAAGGAUGUUUCUGAAGAUGUGUCAUCUGGAGAACCUGACUCUGCAGGGAACUAUAGUCAGACCUCAAGUAUUGAUUCAAAUCAUCUUCUUGAGAACAUUGAGGUGGAUGACGAUUCUAUGGGAUAUCAAGAACUACUGCUUUGGAAGCAGACAUCUUCCUCAAUGAUUUCUUCUAAAAGAUCUGCAGAUGAUAUAUUUGCCGUUGGAUGUAUUUUAGCAGAACUUCAGCUGGGGAAGCCACUUUUUGGUCUUUCUUCAUUAGCUUCAUACUUGGAGACUGGUGUCCUACCAAGUUCAGUGCAAGAGCUUCCCCAUCACAUGAAUGUUGUUGUUGAGGCCUGCAUUCAGAAGGAAUGGAACAGGAGGCCUUCAGCCAAAUGCCUUUUAGAAUCUCCGUACUUCCCGAGAUCAGUCAAAUCGUCCUAUUUGUUCUUAGCCUCAUUUCACCUUCUAGCAAAAGAUGAAUCUCGUCUUCAAUAUGCUGCAACAUUCGCAAAACGAGGAGCUCUGAGAAGAAUGGGAGCUUUUGGAGCUGAAAUGUGUGCGCCUUAUUGCUUACCUCUUGUAGUGAAUUCUUCCUCGGAUGCUGAAGCUGAAUGGGCUUAUGUACUACUGACAGAAUUUCUGAAAUGCCUGGAGUCAGAGGCAGUGAUAAGGCUUGUGGUGCCAUCUGUUCAGAGAAUUUUACAGGCUACAGGCUAUUCACAUUUGAAGGUGUCUCUUCUUCAAGGCUCUUUUAUGCAAGAGAUAUGGAACAGGAUAGGUAAACGAGUAUACUUUGAGACAAUACACCCGCUUAUAAUAUCAAAUUUGUGCCUUGCCCCUCAUAAAAGCUCAACUGCUGCUGCCUCUGUUCUACUCAUUGGAUCCAGUGAAGAGCUUGGUGUACCAAUUACAGUUCACCAGACAAUUUUGCCUCUGAUACUCUCUUUUGGGAAAGGUCUAUGCAUUGAUGGAGUUGAUGUGUUGAUUAGAAUUGGUGGACUUUUUGGAGAAAAAUUCGUUAUCAAACAAAUUCUGCCACUGCUAAAUAAUGUCAUCCAUUCUUGCAUCUCUACUUCACAUGUCACCAAAACUGAACCCAUGCAGAGUUGGGGUUCUUUGGCCUUGAUAGAUUGCCUUACAGCAUUAGAUGGUCUUGUUCCUGUAUUGACAACUGAGACGAUUGUUAAGGAACUGAUUGAGGACAGAAAUUGCCCAUAUGUUAAGAUUCUCAUGCACAGAGAUAUUGGACUCCAGGUUCUUCAGAAUGCUGCCAAGAGUCUUAUUAGAGUUUGCCAGCAGGUGGGCCCGGAUUCAACUGCGUCGCACGUUCUGCCAAAACUAAAGGAGUUAUUCGAUGAGCUUGCUUUUUCUCAGAAAAAGAACAGCUAUCCUGUCAAUUUGGUUGGAAGCAUAGGAGGGCCCAGAUUGAAAGUGAGUGAUGAAGAUUGCAUUGAAAGCCGCAUGGACUUGGCGUUACUUUUGUAUCCUCAAUUUGCUUCUCUACUUGGAAUAGAGAAACUUCGCCAGUGUUGUGCCACAUGGUUGCUUCUUGAGCAAUUCCUUCUAAGACGUCACAACUGGAAGUGGGAAUAUGCAGGGGAAUCCAAUCAAACCGGUGCAGAGAAUGGUAGAAGACCCUCUUACCACAGGGGCUCAACAUCUGAAAAUAUCCCUGCCAAACUCUUACUCAAUGGGGUUGGAUGGUCAAGACCACAAUCACAGGUUAAAAAAGGUGCCAAAAAUUUCCUUCCAAGUAAAAGCAUGUCCGAGUAUAAUCAGAAUUCAGUAGAUAGGCAUGGGACAGGUACAAAUUUAGGAUUGGAGGAACCUUGGUAUUGGUUCCCUAGCCCUGCAGCUAGUUGGGAUGGACUUGAUUUCACUGCUCGUGCUGGUGGUCCAAAGGAUGAACUUCCAUGGAAAAUUAGAGCAUCAAUCAUACAAUCUAUUCGUGCACACCAUGGAGCUCUGAGAUCUUUUGCUGUUUGUCAAAACGAGUGUACUGUAUUCACAGCGGGAAUUGGACCAGGAUUCAAAGGAAAUAUUCAGAAGUGGGAAUUGUCAAGAGUUGAUUGUGUGUCAAGCUAUAAUGGCCAUGAUGAGGUUGUAAAUGACAUUUGUGUUUUAGCCUCUGGAAGGGUAGCUUCUUGUGAUGGAACAGUUCAUAUAUGGAAUGGACAAAACGGAAAACUAAUUUCUGUAUUCUCCGAGAGUUCUUUAGCCUCCACACAAUUGAUUGAAAGAGACGAAGACAAUAUGCUUCAUUUUAAUCCAUUACCAAGUGGAAUGCUUAGUACUGCAUUUCAUGGGAAUUCAUACACUACUAUGGACUACAUCGAAUUCAAUAAUAGACUUCUUGUGGGUACUGGAAAUGGAUCUCUCAGAUUCAUUGAUGUCGAUCAAGGUCAGAAACUUCAUCUUUGGAGGAGUGAAUCCGUUGAUUCUGGUUUCCCUUCGCUUAUAUCGUCCAUUUGCUUAUCUAGCUCUGUCAAAAUGCAUCAUGAGGAAUCUGUCACCUCUCCAUCCUGGGUUGCAGCUGCAUUCAGUACUGGUUAUUGCAAGCUCUUUGACAUUAGAAGUGGAAAAAUGAUUGCCUCAUGGCAGGCUCAUGAUGGAUAUGUGACAAAGCUAGCUGCAGCUACAGAUCAUCAGCUUGUUUCCAGCUCUCUUGACAAAACUUUACGAAUUUGGGAUUUGAGAAGGAAUUGGACCGCAGAACACACAGUUUUCAGAGGUUACAGUGAUGGAGUUUCUGGCUUCUCAGUGUGGGGGCAAAAUGUGAUCUCUAUAUGUAGAAAUAAAAUUGGGCUUUCUUCUUUACACAGCUCUGCAGAUGAAGAUGGGCAGUAUCAAGCAACCCCUCAACAUCUCUAUAUGGCGGAUGGGGAAUCAAAGAACAUGUCGGCUUUGUCAGCCAUUAGUAUUCUACCUUUUUCCCGGCUUUUUCUUGUAGGAACAGAAGAUGGUCAUUUGAAGAUUUGUUGCUAGUUGUUUUGAGGACAUUCUCUCGUUGUAAGGCAUAUUCUUGUUACAGGGAAAAAUGUCGAUUUUUCUUAAAUUUGAGGAGGAUAUUUGCAUUUUGAAAUGAAUGUGGGAAGUUUUGUGAAAGUUGGACA